AUGGCGGACUGCUUUAUUAAGAACUACGGCAACAGCAAAUUAUACACGAAUUUGUUGAUACAUGAAAAGAAGCAAUGGAGGAAGAAGGUUGAUAGCAAGCCGAAAAUAGCAAAUAUGCUAAGAGUGAGUAGCCAAAAUGGAGGCAGUGCACAGGGUGAGGAACAAAAGGAUGCAGGUGAACAAAACGAUAUUUGCUUCAUUGCAGGCAUAGGGGAUACGAACGGCUAUGGAUGGGGAAUAGCCAAGGAGCUUAGCAAGAAAAACGUUAAGCUGAUUUUCGGAAUAUGGCCCCCAGUUUACAAAAUAUUUAUGAAAAAUUAUGAAAACGGAAAAUUUGACAAUGAUAUGAUUAUUAAUAAAAAUACAAAAGAAAAAAUGGAAAUUUUGGAUGUACUUCCAUUUGAUGCUUCAUUUGAUACUUACAAUGAUAUUGAUGAAGAAACAAAAAAUAAUAAAAGAUAUAAUAAUUUACAGAAUUAUAGUAUAGAAGAAGUAGCUAAUUUAAUUCAUAAUAAAUAUGGAAAUAUUUCUAUGCUUGUACACUCAUUAGCAAAUGCUAAAGAAGUACAAAAAAGUUUAUUAGAGACAAGUCGUAAUGGAUACUUGGAUGCCUUAAGUAAAAGUUCGUAUUCACUAAUAUCUUUAUGUAAUAAUUUCUGUAAAUUUAUGAAGCCUGGAUCGAGUAUUAUUUCCUUAACAUAUCAUGCUAGCCAAAAAGUUGUACCAGGAUAUGGAGGAGGUAUGUCAAGUGCAAAAGCUGCACUUGAAUCGGACACAAGAGUUUUAGCUUAUCAUUUAGGGAGAAAAUAUAAAAUCAGAGUUAAUACUAUUAGCGCUGGGCCAUUAAAAUCGAGAGCAGCUACUGCUAUUAAUAAAAUGAGUCCGAAAAUUAUGAACAGGUCAGAUGAAAAUGAAAAGGAAAAGGAAAAAGAAAAAGAAUCAUAUUCAUUUAUAGAUUAUGCAAUUGACUAUUCAGAGAAAUAUGCACCGUUAAGGCAAAAGUUAUACUCAACUGAUGUUGGGGCAGUUGCUUCAUUUCUCUUGUCAAGAGAUAGCAGAGCAGUAACGGGACAAACUAUAUACGUGGACAAUGGCCUGAACAUCAUGUUUGGCCCUGACGACUUAUUUCAGAGCGAGGGCAGCUAA
Molecule: messenger RNA, 1146 nt
Organism: Plasmodium malariae
Lineage: Eukaryota; Apicomplexa; Aconoidasida; Haemosporida; Plasmodiidae
Gene: ENR
Product: enoyl-acyl carrier reductase, putative
Exons: 1
Coding region: 1-1146 (381 amino acids)
Biological process (GO): fatty acid biosynthetic process
Molecular function (GO): enoyl-[acyl-carrier-protein] reductase (NADH) activity
Source: RefSeq, a predicted model, not a curated record